Charadrius vociferus (killdeer) is the source of this 1096-nucleotide messenger RNA. It is a transcript of the gene GDAP1L1, whose product is annotated as ganglioside induced differentiation associated protein 1-like 1. Bases 52 to 921 code for a protein of 289 amino acids. The transcript is spliced from 5 exons. The record is from RefSeq and is a predicted model, not a curated record. Lineage: Eukaryota; Metazoa; Chordata; Aves; Charadriiformes; Charadriidae.
CGGCUGGUCAUCGCAGAGAAGGGGCUGCCCUGCGAGGAGCGGGAUGUCAGCAUGCCCCUGAUGGAGCACAAGGAGCCUUGGUUCAUGCGGCUCAACCUGGGGGAGGAGGUGCCUGUCAUCAUCCACAGGGACAACAUCAUCAGUGAUUACAACCAGAUCAUCGACUACAUGGAGAAGAACUUCACAGGAGAAAAUGUCACCCAGCUGAUCCCCGAGCCGGGCAGCCUGCUGCACUCGCGGGUGCUGCAGUACCGGGAGCUGCUGGACUCACUCCCCAUGGACGCCUACACGCACGGCUGCAUCCUGCACCCCGAGCUCACCACCGACUCCAUGAUCCCAAAGUACGCGACCGCUGAGAUCCGCAGACAUUUAGCUAAUGCCAGCACGGACCUGAUGAAGCUGGACCACGAGGAAGAGCCACAGCUAUCAGAGCCCUACCUCUCCAAGCAGAAGAAGCUGAUGGCCAAGAUCCUGGAGCACGACAACGUGAACUACUUGAAGAAGAUUCUUGGUGAACUGGCGAUGGUGUUGGACCAGAUUGAGGCCGAGCUGGAGAAGAGGAAACUGGAGUACCAAGGGCAGAAGUGUGAACUUUGGCUCUGCGGAUGUGUCUUUACUUUGGCCGAUGUCUUGUUAGGAGCUACCCUGCACCGCCUCAAGUUUCUGGGACUCUCUAAGAAAUACUGGGAAGAUGGCAGCAGACCUAACCUACAGUCCUUCUUCGACAGGAUACAAAAACGCUUCGCCUUCAGGAAAGUUUUGGGAGAUAUACAUACCACGCUCCUCUCCGCGGUGGUGCCCAAUGCCUUCAGGCUGGUCAAGCGGAAACCUCCCUCCUUCUUCGGAGCCUCCUUCCUGAUGGGAUCUCUGGGAGGAAUGGGAUAUUUUGCUUAUUGGUACUUAAAGAAAAAAUACAUCUAGUGCUGGCUGCUUGGUGUUUAGUUUGGUGUCUCUGUGAUGUGUGAAAUUAUGAUGAAGCCUCAGUAACUGUAAUGAAAUUUGAAGCAAGGUAAUGAAUAAUUAUAUUGUUUAAUGUAACAUUCCAUAGUCUAGAAGUAGAAACGUAUACUGCAAGGAAAUAAGACAACAACAACAA